AUGGACUGAGAAAUCUGUUUUCACGGACUCUGUAAUGGAUAGAAUACAGAAAGUGACUUGUUUUACAGAUUGAUUUUUUUCGUCCGAUACCACAGCUCAUAAGCAGUCCGAUAGUGGAGUAUGGUCAGAAGUUGUGACAAAGUUAGAGGCUAUACUAAUAGUCUUCGAUUUUCUCUCAAGCAGCUUCCUGUGCUGUGCGCAAAAGGGUAUCAAAACUAGAAACGAAGUGUAUUUUGUUAAAAUGUUUAAGUAGGAGUUUACAAAUAAUCAUUUCGGCGGCAUUACUAAUAUUACUGUGAAUGACAUUCUUUUUAAAAAUUCCGCUAAAAGAAAACACAAAAGUUCAACAAACAUUUAUUUGAUAUUUCUGUGUAUUGUGGAUACACUGUCAUUAUAUCAAUGGAAUUUAGAUCACGCUGUAGAUCAAUUGACGGGUAUACAGAUUAGUGAUAGUUCAUUACUUUUAUGUAAAUCAAUUAAAUUUCUUGGUUACUAUACUUUUCAUGCACACAAAGAUGAAAAUCCAAAAGCAAAGAUAAUUGAAAUUGCAAAAAUGAUGGAUGUUACAAUAACACAUGAUGAUAUUGAAGUUGCGCAUUUUACGGGUGCGAAGAAUGUACAACAACGUGAUAUUAUUGCCCGUUUUUAUUCACGAGAAACAUGUCAAAAAUUAUUAAAAAAUCGUAAAAAACUAUAA
This is a messenger RNA of Didymodactylos carnosus, 697 nucleotides long. NCBI's taxonomy places the organism in Eukaryota, Metazoa, Rotifera, Eurotatoria, Philodinida, Philodinidae. The record is from the annotation of a GenBank genome assembly.